Canariomyces notabilis is the source of this 1683-nucleotide messenger RNA. RefSeq lists its product as uncharacterized. The transcript has 3 exons. Bases 121 to 1332 code for a protein of 403 amino acids. Lineage: Eukaryota; Fungi; Ascomycota; Sordariomycetes; Sordariales; Chaetomiaceae. The record is from RefSeq and is a predicted model, not a curated record.
ACUUUGUGCUCGAGCGCUACCUGGAUUCGCUAACGAAUUAUGCGUCACCGGAAUACAGUUUUGAGCCUGGCCAUUCUUCUCCGUCACCUGCUGAAACCAUAACGGAAGAGCCACACGCGGAUGGUGACGCACCAACUACUCCGGACAGUGGUGAAUGCAGUGACACUCCACCCUUCGAUGCCUCUAACGGCGACACCAUACGGACAAUCACUGGCAUGGUGCGGCAAAGGAGGCGUCGGCAUCUUGUGGCCGAAAUCCCAGCAUUCGUACAUCGAAUGGCCGAAGGAUUGCCGCGAAAUGCUUCACCAUCCCUCCAAACCCUCAAAGGGGUGGUUAUCUUUCGUCAAAAUCUCAUUGUACUUUUCACCUGGAAUCGGUAGAAUGAAGCCGAGAAACCGAGCUAGACUGAUUGGUGUUGUGGUUCCUGGGUCCGGGAGCCACUAUAUUGUGUGGUCUCUAAACCCAAAGAGUCGUCGAAUUUCUGUUCGCACUGCUCAGAGAGAUCCCAAUCGGCAAAUGUUGCCUAUGGAUGGGCUGCCGGUACAUGUCGGCUGGGUCGGCACUCACCAAAUAGAUUUGCAAGUGUGGGAUUGUUACCCACCUACACAACUCUCCUUUCGCCUAGUUAAGGGUAAGGUGUCAGAGAUGACCUUGGAAGUUACAACCAACAUCAAUCGGGACCUCGGGCGUCGUGUCUCUGCGCUAAACUACAACUCACCUACAUGCACUACCUACCUAGGUGAUAAGUGUCUAUCCCUUCUGGGGGAGGAUGGCGAAGCCGUUACCCUAUACGAUGCACACGGAGUGGAAAGACGAACAAUUCCUCUCAGCUACCAUGGCCCUAGACGCAGAAUCAUGUCCUGUGCGGUUUCCUCCCUGGAUCACCGUCUAGUGGCAACAAAUAGUUACAGGACGGAGGUGAUCAUACAGCGACCAGACCGCACUCACGAAACCCUUCAUCAAGACGGGCGUUGGGACAGAAGACUACUCGCCUUCGUCUCCGCCCGUGAUGACGCCCCCCUCAACCAGAGUCUUUUCGUCGUUGCAGGAGAAGAGAAUGUCAUGAUCUUUGAUCACAUGGUUCAGCGGUUGAUUGGCUCGUUUUCUUUCAUAGCUGGCUCUCUAGGCCGGGCAAUUCAAGUAUGCGUCAUUAACAGCAGAUCAUUCCCUGGCUGUUUCUUGGCUUGCGGGUAUACGUCAGGAGUUUUCAUCUUGAAGAUAGUUUGGAGCAGUUCAUGGUCUGGUUCCGAGCUUGAGAGUAUAGAGCUGGUCAGUCCCGGAUGGACAAAGUUGGAAGUGGGCAUGACUAGGCACGCUGGAGUCAGUAAGUAGGCAGUCUCGACGCUGUGGUAGUACACAUGGCUUGGGCAGCGACACCAAGACAGUUGAGGAUGCAGCUGUGGCGGCCGGGGGCGAAGGUGUGUACCUUGUACGGGUGGACGCUCAAUUCCAUGGGGUGUGUCAAAUUCCCGAGGCAGUACUAUACCAGACGUGAAGCAUCGCCCACGGAGAUUACCUAGCCGAGUACAACCUGGGUCAUCUUGGAGACUGGAAUUGCUGCAACCAGCUUACCCGCUCCAGUUUGAAAUGCUACAUGUAGAUACAUCAACAGCUGACAUAUCCUAGGUCUCACUCAAGGCAACCUAUCUAAGCUAGGUACACAAUUGCAUUGGAAUGCAACGC